CUCAAUAUAUAUCCCUCCACGGUCUCCCACAAACCGAUGAACAGCCUCCGCAAACUCUACAACGCCUAUCCUUGAGAGAAAACGAACGACCAGUAACAAAACGACCGUAAAACGAACUAUCAAUGGCUCUCAACGCAGCCUCGAAUCUGGCCGAGAAGGUUCUCGGCCGUGACUACUCCAACGUCGACACCAUCACCGACGUAUCAAAGCCCGAUGCUGCAGCCGGCACAGCAGAUACGACAGAGACUAUGAAGGCGCUGGCAUGGUUUGGGAAGGGUGAUGUGAGAGUUAUUGAAACCCACAAGCCAAAGAUUCUCGAGCCCACCGACGUGAUCGUCAAGGUGACCGGUACAACCGUGUGCGGCAGCGACAUCCAUCUGCUGCACAACGUGAUCCUGCAGCUCAAAGCGGGCGACAUCCUCGGGCACGAAUUCGUAGGGCGGGUAUCUGAGCUCGGCUCUGCAGUGACAGAGCUUUCUAUCGGCGACCGCGUUGCCAAUUCCUUUGUCGUCUCCUGUGGCGAAUGCAGAUUCUGCAAGCAGAAGCUCACUACCGCCUGCGAGAAGACGAACCCGAGUAAUGUGCACGGGGAUCUGUACGGAUCGAAGAUGGGCGGGAUCUUUGGAUACAGCCAUUUUGUGGGUGGGUAUGCCGGUGGCCAGGCAGAGUAUGUGCGCAUUCCGUAUGCGGCACAGAAUUUGCUGAAGUUGCCGGACGAGGUGCCGGAUGAGAAAGGCCUGUACCUAGCCGACAUCCUGCCGACAUCCUACCACGCAGUUCAAGACACGGGCGUGUACGCCGGCGACGCCGUUGCGGUGUGGGGGCUGGGACCCAUCGGCUUGCUGGUGUCGAUGUUUGCCUUCAAAGCGGGCGCGUCGCGCGUGAUCGGCAUUGACGGAAACUUCCGCACCGAGUUUGCUUUGAAGAAGAUUCCCGGGAUCGAAGUGUUGGAUUUCACCAAGCUCCCGCGGGGAAGGACUGUCACCGCCGAGAUCCAUGACCGUGUGCCGGGUGGUGUCGAUGUCAGUAUCGAGGCGGCCGGAGGGGAAUAUGCAAAGGGAUGGGCACAUAAAAUCGAGCUGGCGGUUGGGGCGGAGCAGGAUACGAGCGAGCUGGUCAAUGAGGCCAUCACGUCGACGAGAAAAUUCGGGCGCGUCGGGAUUAUUGCGGAUUAUGUUGGCUUUACGAAUCACUUCAACAUCGGCUCGCUGAUGGAGCGCGGGAUCAGGCUUAUCGGCAACGGGCAAUCUCCGGUACAGAAAUAUUGGCCCGAACUCCUGGCGAUGGUAAAGAGCGGCGAGAUCGAUCCGACCUUCAUCGUGACGCACCGGCUCAAGCUCGACGACAUUGCGAAGUGCUACUACGUCCACGAGAAGAAGGAGCAAGGAAUGGUUAAGGCGUACAUCGAGACGCGCUUCUCGGCUCCGAGGGCCCCGGGGAUUGAUAUGCCCGAGUUGAGUCGUUUGUAGUCGGAUUUGAAUAUUAUGUCCUUCAAACUUCC
Molecule: messenger RNA, 1501 nt
Organism: Tricharina praecox
Lineage: Eukaryota; Fungi; Ascomycota; Pezizomycetes; Pezizales; Pyronemataceae
Product: chaperonin 10-like protein
Exons: 5
Coding region: 123-1469 (448 amino acids)
Molecular function (GO): oxidoreductase activity; zinc ion binding
Source: RefSeq, a predicted model, not a curated record